UAAUUAAUUUCUGUAUAUAAAUUGAGUAAUAUUUAACUUGUGAUAAUUAAUCAAAUGAAUGUGUUUCUUAACAUUUGUAAAAUCAUAAAAUGCCUAGUUUAAUAAUGUAAAUUGGUGCUGUGGUAAAACAGACAACAAACAUCCUGGACCAAAAAAAGAAAAGAAAAGAAGCCCCUGUGCAGUUCAUCAGUAUUUCCAGUAGGUGGCAGGGUCCUAUUUUCCUCUCCCACGGUUGCUGCUCUGUGUGCACUUGGGUGUUUUUAAGAUGUGCUAUCAUGACAGCUAAUUGCUCUCAUUGGGACGUGGUUGGGUAGAUUGCCUGGUCGCUGCUAUCACUCACCACAUAUUGAAGGGAAUUGAGCUUUUUGCUUUUACCAGAAUAUAAUAUACAUUUUUUACAGUUCAUUUUUAUCACCGAAUGCACUCAGCUUUGAGGUAAGAAUGCAGAAAGUAAAUAUAGCUGUUAAAAGUUCCGCUUGGGAGAAACAAAGCAAAUGAAAAAUAGUAAGUUUGUUUAUUCAUUUGUUGUUUCCAGCGUGUGAAAUGAUCUUUUGUUGUAGCCCCGUAAACAUUUCCAUUUAGCAGAACAAUAAAGCGGCUGAUAGCUGGGCCACUUUUUGUUCUUUCCGCUGGAUAGCUGUGUUUACUUAUCUGUUGUUUAAUUAAAGAGCCUCUUUUCUUUGGGCUCCCAUUGUUUAAAUGGCAUGGCCGGAGUCCCGGCACAGGUCAAAGGGUCAACUCUGUCUUUUUUUUUUUUUUUUUUAAAGGGCCCCCCUACCACACAAAAGACACGGGUUCACCUGCAGCUCAGCCUGCAGCUCCCCCAUUGUGAGGCCCCCAUUUGAAUCGAUUAUGUUCUCAGGGCUGCUUGUGAUUGGUGGAGAAGGGUGUGGUUGAUUGGAUAGUUUAGUAUCUUGUCAGCCCAGGAAAGGAAGCGUGCGCGCUCGCAACGCGUCGGCGUUCAGACCGAGGCUGAAGACGCCACAGCACAACAGCGGUUGUUCUCAUCCUGCCCGCCUGCGUUGCCUCUGCCUCUCCCCGCCGCUCGCCCCGACUCCCACCCACUCUCCUCUCUCUCUCUCCUCUCUCUCUCUCUCUCUCUCUCUCCUUCCUUUGCCGCUCUCGUCUCCUCUCUGCUUCACUCCACACCGCGUGGCCCGGCUUUCUGUUUACCCUGCCAGCUAAAUGGAGUUUGUCAGGUUCCAGCGUCAGCGGCUAUGAUGACACCUCAAGUGAUAACUCCUCAGCAGAUGCAGCAGAUCCUUCAGCAGCAAGUCCUGAGCCCUCAGCAGCUCCAGGUUCUUCUCCAGCAGCAGCAGGCCCUCAUGUUACAGCAGCAGCAACUUCAGGAUUUCUACAAGAAGCAGCAGGAACAGCUCCACCUCCAGCUCCUCCAGCAGCAUGCAGGCAGCAAGCAGAGUAAAGAGCAGCAGGUGUCAGCGCAGCAGUUGGCCUUCCAGCAGCAGCUCCUUCAGGUCCAGCAGGUCCAGCAGCAACAUCUGCUCAACCUUCAGAGGCAAGGGCUGCUUUCUAUCCAGCCGGGACAAACGGCGCUGCCCCUGCACUCCCUCACUCAGGGCAUGAUUCCUGCAGAGCUCCAGCAGCUAUGGAAGGAGGUUACAAACGCUCAUGUGAAGGAGGAGCACAACAACAACAGCAGCAGCAACAACGGCCACCGGGGCCUCGACCUGUCCUCCCCGACGCCACCAAAGAACCCACUCCACAACCAGCACGCCACCACCAAUGGGCAGUACAUGAGUCAUAAGAGAGAAGCAGCCACCGUGGAAGAGUCCUCCCCCCACAGCCACCCUCUCUACGGCCACGGCGUUUGCAAGUGGCCUGGAUGUGAAGCGGUGUUCGAUGAUUUCCAGUCAUUCCUCAAGCAUCUUAACAAUGAGCACGCCCUGGAUGACAGGAGCACCGCCCAGUGCCGGGUGCAAAUGCAGGUCGUACAACAGCUGGAGCUGCAGCUAGCGAAAGAUAAAGAACGUCUGCAAGCGAUGAUGACGCACCUUCACGUCAAAUCCACAGAGCCCAAAGCUACCCCGCAACCGCUCAACUUGGUGUCCAACGUCACGUUGUCCAAGUCGGCCCUUCCCGAAGCCUCUCCUCCGCUGAGCCUGCCCCAGACCCCCACCACACCCACAGCGCCGCUCACGCCCCUGUCCCAGACUCACUCUGUCAUCACGGCGAACAACCUCCACAGCAUGGGCCCCAUGCGACGGCGUUACUCUGAAAAAUACAACAUGCCCAUCUCUCCAGAUCUCAGUCAGAACAAAGAAUUUUACAUGAACGCAGACGUCAGACCGCCUUUCACGUACGCCUCGCUCAUAAGACAGGCCAUCCUGGAAUCGCCUGAAAAGCAGCUAACACUAAACGAAAUCUACAACUGGUUCACACGAAUGUUUGCAUAUUUCAGGCGCAACGCAGCAACGUGGAAGAAUGCAGUCCGCCAUAAUCUUAGUCUUCACAAGUGUUUUGUGCGAGUAGAAAACGUAAAAGGGGCCGUGUGGACAGUGGACGAAAUAGAGUUCCAAAAGAGACGGCCUCAAAAGAUCAGUGGGAGUCCGGCACUGGUGAAGAAUAUUCAGACUAGCUUGGGCUACGGUCCGACUUUCUCCGCUGCCUUCCAGGCUUCAAUGGCAGAGAACAACAUACCUCUAUACACAAGCGCUUCCAUUGGGAGUCCCACCCUCAACUCGCUGGCCAACGCCAUCCGCGAGGAGAUGAAUGGGGCGAUGGACCAUGGAAACAGCAACGGCAGUGACAGCAGCCCGGGACGCUCGCCCCUGCCAGCUAUGCAUCAUCACAUCAAGGAGGAACCACUAGACCCGGAGGACCACGAAGGGCCCCUGUCCCUGGUCACGACAGUCAAUCACAGUCCAGAUUUCGACCACCACAGAGAUUACGACGACGACCAGGUCCACGACGACAUGCUGUGAGAGCUCAGCGGCCGAGGCAGUCGCCGCCAUGAACUGCGAUCUCACGGCCGCCGAAGGCGAAAUUCGCCAAGUAACUUUUUAGUGCCAUAACAACACAUCGCAACACGAGAGUCCCCACUUUUUACUUUAUGUCAAGACAAGCCUGCUUUCUUCGUUUGGUACGUGGCGACAUGUUCGCUGUCGGAGAUGAGGGACCAAAAGGGGGCGGACACCCUCGCCACACAGCCAGGGAGGCGGACUGUGAUGAUAUGCCCCCUUCCCCGCUGCCCCUUAUACACCCCCCCACCCUCCACCGCCACACAAUUGAGGACUCCGAAACUUGACAGAGACCAAGUGAGUGGCGUGUCAUUUCCAUGGAUGUGCGUUCACUGCCUUCUACACUUUGCUUGGAGUCCAUCUACUGUGAGUUAUUUUUUUUGUUGGGGGGGGGGGGGGGGGGGGGGUCGUUCUUCAAUGUCAACAUAACGUGUCUUUCCAUCGGUCAAUGCUGAUAUUGAUGUUGUGUCUUUUAUUUUUUUUUCUGAAAACUCAUCAGACCUCAUGUCCGUGCUGUGGAGAUUGUGUGUGUGUGUUUUGCACUUGAUGAUGAAUGUUUAUGAUUUCCUUUAUGUUCUUCCAAAACACACAUGAAGCAGAAUGUGUCAUUUAUUCUGGAAUAAAAAAAAAAAAACAUGCACCCUGACUAUUCACCACCUCGGCGCACCCCCUCAGCGCACCGCCGCGCCCACCCUCGCUGCACUGGCAGCAGUCAUGUAAUGAAGGCGCUCUCCACGCAUCAGUGAAGCCUAAUUUAAGAUGCAAAUGAAUGACAGAGGAAUCAUACAGGUUAUGAUUUAUCCUUAUGACAUUACACUUGGAGCAGCCUCUCACGGCCGAGCGUGUCGAGCUGCAACACAAUUUCUGAUCACUUACAAGCGGCGGGCGGCUUAGCCAGAGAAAAUGAAAAUGUCAGGUGUGCACAGGCCAGAUCAUAAUUUAGAACGACUAAUUGUGAUACCUGAAUGCAGCCGUCAUUGUCCAUCAGAUGGGGGGAGUUCAACUUCAACUUUUCAUUUAUUCGGUCACAUGACUUUUUCAUUAAUAAUUGCACACCAAAUGUGUGUUUUCUGCCAUGAAGGGAAAGACUUACAAUAAGACCUAGAGGUGUCCUGAUCCAAUAUUUAUAAUAGAUAUCGGGCAAAUAUCAGAAAAAAGUACACAAACUAAAGCCACAGAUAUAAUAUGUCCAUUUUUUAUGUCCAAGUGUAUGCAUACAAUAAAAACUUACCUGAAAUAUAUCAGAAGGUCGUACUUUUUACACAUAAACUACACAUUAAACAGGCUGAAAAGCAUAAUUAGUGUCCUAAUUAUAAUUGUUAGUGUCCUAACAACUAUAGUUGCACAUUACUUACAGACACAAAGUCUCCAAAACUAUUAGAAAGUAUUCCGUAAUUUUAAAAAAAAGCAUUCGGUAAACAUUCGAUUUGUGUACCUAAUUGCGUCACAAGCUUAACUCAAUGAAUUAGCGUUAGCAAACCACCACAACACUUUACACCAGUAAAUUAGAAAGUAGAAUUCAAUGAGGCAACUUGAGAAAAAUGGCAAAAAAUUAGUCAAAAUACGAACAGAAAACUUAUAAUCUAUGCCUUGCAAUUGAUUACCAGUUACCCAAUUACUUCGAAGUGAAAAUGUUGUAUCAGGACACCCCUAACAACACCUAACAAUUGCACAUUCCAUCUUUUCCUAGCCAUAAGGAAGCACAGUAGAGAACACGGACGGGAGAAUCCGCAUCCACUUCCAAUUCCCUCUCAGCCAAAAUGGGCUUUAAAAAAAGUCCGACUUCAAACCAACGACUUCUAAUCGUUUCUUAUUUAUUACGACCAGCUGCUUUAUUUGGCUCGUGAAUUAUUGAUGUUUUUGACUACCAAAGAGAGAGUACAGAAUCAAUGAUGUGUGUUCCAUGUAAAAGCAGAUCAGGCCAAAAAUGGCUCCCAUUUUUGUUUUUUUUUUCCCCUCUCCUGUUGGAUGGUCUCAAACUAAAAGUACAGCUUCGGUGACCAAAAGUGAGAGUCCAUUCCGAAUUAAUGCAGACUUUGUUUUUGGGCUAAUGAGCGAGUAAAAAAAAAAAGUGGAAAUAUGGCGAACACGACUAAUGUGAAAUGGAUUCUUGACUUCAACUGGACCACACAAUGAUCCCAUGUUUGUGUUUUUGAAUGAUUGUAUGCCUCAUUUUCUGUGUUUUCACUGUCUUGGUUGGGGUCCCACUUUCCACUUUCCACUCUCACAUUGACAAGACGUCAUGAUUGUGUUUUAAAAUUCUGUAUUACUUUUUAUAUUAAAAAAAAAAACACUCCUGUCAACUAAUACGCCGGGUACAAGGUACUUUGUGGCAGUUAUUGGUAUCGCUUUCUAAUUUUACUACUAGGGCAAAUCCGGCUGUGGGAUGGGUCAGUGCCGGUCGGGCUGGGAUCGUGAGAACCGACCCCCCCAGGAAAGACGACGCUGGUCAAUUACAUCAUCUGAAGCAUGUGUGGCAUUUCUGCAAACAUUUCUAAAGAUAACGGCAUGAGAAAUGGCUCGACAUGGGGGAAUCAUUCAUUGGCUUCCACUCGGUUCUUGUCGUGCAUGAUCCUGUAGGAAGAAAAUCCUGAAAAAGAUUUGUCUUCAAGGUUCCGUCAUUCAUUUUUCCAAAGAAGCAGCGCUCCUUCUGUUUUUAUGUGGCGGUUUUUCGGGCACUCGAUGACGUUUUUGACUUCACGCUGUUGUUUUAUCUUCACGUAUCAGCAACGAGAGCAGCUGCUGCGCUGAACGUUUACUUGCUUUUCUGAAAGAAAACCAUCAAGGCGAGAUAUGCGGGGGUUAGGGGGAAGGAGGGGUAUUGCCCCGAAUUUUUUGGAUUUCCAACUGUAAUAUAAAAGACAGACUUUUCUCUGUUAUCAACUUAAGGCUUUUUGUACAGACGUCUCCCUUUUUCGUGUUUUUCUACUCCCUUUUGAUGGUCCGACCACUGCCUCCCGUGGCCAUGACAUGUGAAACAUUAGUAAAAGCCACACACGUGUAUUUGCUCUUUUUAAGCUACGGAGACGUGUUGCAUGACAAAGCCCUGGCUCCUUAGAAUUCCAGUGAUCAGUAAUAAUAUAAGGGUGAUAUUUUAUAUGGAGUUAAUAUGGGGGAAAAAGAUGAAAAAUAUGCAGUGCCAAGAUGUAAAAGAUGUAAAGAUUAUUGUUAAAUAUUAUCUUUUUUUUGGUUUUGUUUUAUGUUUAAAAGGAAAUUAUUCACUCGUGCAUCAAAAUGUGCCCUUGUCAUUCAAAAGUUUUCUUAAGAAGCCAUCGUUCCAUCCACCGUGUCUGCCAUUGCAUCGGACUCCAACUCGCUUCCCUUUUAUGCAGACGAUGAGUGGAAGUGGAGCCGCCAUGUUCUUCUCAUCCAUUUUUUCUUUGUUUUUUUAAGAUGUGCUAUGUUGUUUCAUUUUCUUGUUUAUUUUUUUUUAGAGGAAUAUUCUUGCGUUUCUCUUCCAUGAGUGUGUAACGUCAUCAUUCCUUGUCUAAACUGAUGCAGACCACUCGUGUAGUCAGUCCAACCACUGACGUGAGCAUUCGAAACAUGCAAUAAAAUGCUGGUUGUUAAGAUGGUUUCCUCUUGUUGCUUCUG
This is a messenger RNA of Doryrhamphus excisus (bluestripe pipefish), 6572 nucleotides long. RefSeq names its product forkhead box P1b (gene foxp1b). Gene Ontology annotation, cellular component: nucleus. The record is from RefSeq and is a predicted model, not a curated record. Gene Ontology annotation, molecular function: RNA polymerase II cis-regulatory region sequence-specific DNA binding; DNA-binding transcription repressor activity, RNA polymerase II-specific. NCBI's taxonomy places the organism in Eukaryota, Metazoa, Chordata, Actinopteri, Syngnathiformes, Syngnathidae. Gene Ontology annotation, biological process: regulation of transcription by RNA polymerase II.